AUGACAACAGAGAAGUGGUGCACCAUGAAGCCGAAGUGGAAGAAGAAGAGCUUACUGAAAGCGCCAUUAGCUGCAAAGUCUCGGUCAGAGGCUAUUUCUGAAGUAGGUAUUCCAGAUCCUAGUACAAGUGACAAAGUGCAAUCUCGACCCAACUCUGAUUCAAACAAGGAAAAAGGCCUUGGUAGUUUAUUUGCACCUUCUGACAAGCCACCAUAUAAGCCACCUUUGCCAUUUCCACAAAGGCAGCAACAACGUUCCAAGGAUCAACAAUGCAUUGAAUUCAUGAAGAUGUUGGCUAAGGUUCAAAUUAAUUUGCCUCUAUUAGAUGCUAUUAAACAGAUCCCAUCAUAUGCCAAAUUUCUGAAGGAGCUAUGUUCUAAAAAGAAAAAGUUCUUGGAAUAUGAGAAGGUGAUUUUAACUGAGCAAUGCAGUGUUGUCCUCUUACAUAAGCUACCACCCAAGAAGAAAGAUCCGGGGAGUUUCACUAUCUCUUGUAUUAUUGGUAGUCUUGAUUUUCAUAAAGUAUUGAUUGAUUUAGGAGCAAGUGUUAACCUUAUGCCUUAUUUUGUUUUUCAAAAAUUAGGUGAAGGAGAACUCAAGCCCACAUCUGUGAGUCUUCAAUUGGCAGACAGGUCCAUGACAUAUCCUUUGGGUAUUCUGGAAGAUGUGAUUAUUAAAGUGGAUAAAUUCUAUCUCCUAGCUGAUUUCAUUGUACUUGACAUGGAGGAAGACAAGGAAAUGCCUCUCAUUUUAGGCCGACCGUUCAUGGCCACCGCCCAGACACUUAUUGAUGUGGAAGCAGGUACUUUAACCCUAAGAGUGCAAGGACAAUCAGUUGUAUUCAAACUCUUUAAAGCUAUUAAGCGUCCUUUCGAACUUGAAGAGUGUUUUCGUGUUGAUGUUUUGGAUGGGAUUGUGCAUGCAAACUUUGCCUCACGAUCAUCUAAUGAUGAGCUGUUAACUUGCCUCACCAACCAUGAUGGUACUUUAUCUAUGGAAGAAAAUGUGGUGGACGUCAUUGCUGCACUGGAUAGUGCACCAAUUCAUAAUCCAAAGUGGCGACAUGUUUAUGAAAGCCUUGGAGUGCCUAAGCAGCCCCUUCUUCCUUCAAGUGAACAAGCUCCGAAGUUAGAGCUCAAGCUACUGCCGAGCCACCUCAAGUAUGCUCAUCUCGGGGUGAAUGAGACCUUGCUUGUUAUUAUUGCUGCUGAUCUUAAUGACACGGAGGAAGACAAAUUACUAAGAGUUCUUCGCAAGUAUCAAGAUGCUCUGGGGUGGACACUUGCUGACAUAAAAUGCAUUAGUCCAGCUUUGUGCAUGCAUAGGAUUUUUAUGGAGGCUGGGACUAAACCAACUGUUGAAGCUCAAAGACGUCUAAAUCCGAUCAUGAAGGAAGUUGUACGAGUUGAGGUGAUGAAGUUACUCGAUGCAGGUAUCAUUUACCCAAUCUCGGAUAGCAAAUGGGUGAGCCCGACUCAGGUGGUUCCAAAGAAAACUGGUAUUACUGUGGUGAAGAAUGAUAACAAUGAGCUUGUGCCUACAAGGAUGACCACCGGAUGGCGAAUGUGUGUUGACUAUAGAAAGCCCAAUAACAGCACUAGAAAUGAUCAUUUUCCGCUGCCAUUCAUUGAUCAGAUGCUCGAGAGACUAGCUGGUCAUUCUUUCUAUUGUUUCUUAGAUGGUUAUUCAGGGUACAACCAAAUUCCAAUUGCCCUUGAGGAUCAAGAGAAGACAACGUUUACAUGCCCUUUUGGUACAUUUGCAUACAGACGAAUGCCAUUUGGAUUGUGCAAUGCCCCUGCCACUUUCCAACGAUGCAUGAUGAGUAUUUUUUCUGGAAUGGUUGAAAAUAUUGUUGAGGUUUUUAUGGAUGACUUUUCUGUUUUUGGUAAUUCUUUCGAUAUAUGUUUGGAUAACUUGUCUUUGGUUUUGGAAAGAUGCAGGGAGACUAAUCUUGUGUUAAAUUGGGAGAAAUGCCAUUUUAUGGUUAAAUAUGGCAUUGUGCUAGGACAUCUAAUUUCAAGCAAAGGAAUAGAGGUCGACAAGGCAAAGAUUGAGGUGAUCGUCAAAUUACCACCACCAACUUCUAUGAAGAAUGUGAGAUCUUUCUUGGGACAUGCUGGUUUUUAUCGAAGAUUCAUCAAGGAUUUUUCCAAAAUUAGUCGUCCUCUUUGUAAUUUACUUGCUAAAGAUGCUUGUUUUGAUUUUAAUGCAGAUUGUCAUGAUGCUUUCAACAAAUUGAAGGAUCUUCUCACAUCAGCCCCAAUUAUAACAGCUCCAGAUUGGACCCUUCCUUUUGAGCUCAUGUGCGAUGCUUCCGAUUACGUUGUGGGUGUUGUCCUUGGUUAGCGAUGUGACAUGC
This is a messenger RNA of Malus domestica (apple), 2362 nucleotides long. NCBI's taxonomy places the organism in Eukaryota, Viridiplantae, Streptophyta, Magnoliopsida, Rosales, Rosaceae. The record is from RefSeq and is a predicted model, not a curated record.